AUGUACUCGUCAAUUCUCCGGGAACGAUCUGGUACCUUUACAGGUUUGUUAUGGAGCCGAAUCUUCUCUCGAAACAUGGGUGGUGGUCCGAGAACCUUCCCUGGAGGUCUGAACAAGUGGCAAUGGAAACGUAUGCACGAGAAGAAAGCUAGAGAGAAAGAGAACAAACUCUUGGAUCAAGAGAAACAGCUUUACGAAGCUCGAAUCCGAUCUGAAAUCCGAGCUAAAAUGUUCGGAAACAACGAUUCCGGCGAAAAAACGGCGAAAUCGAGCCAGAGUCAUGGACCGAUUAGCCCGAAAGAACAUAUAAAAUCUUUGGCUGAUCGGUUUAUGAAAGCUGGAGCCGAGGAUUUGUGGAACGAAGACGAUGGACCGGUUAAGAAAUCGGAUCACGGGUCGAGACGGUCAGGUUCGAAUUCGAUUGAUUCUUCUUCUUCUUGUAAUUCGCCAAUUGAUGUGAGGAGUUUCGUUUCUGGGAGACGUGGUUCGACGGGUGAUAAUUGGAGUUUCGAUCGUAGUAGUAGAGGUUAUUCGAGUAUGAGUAGAGGUAGAUUUAAGAGAAAUGAGAGUUCUUGUGAUGAAGGAGAUGAGUUUGAUGGGAAAAAGUUUGAUACUUUGAGUCCUUUUGCAUCUAAAUUUGCUGGUAAGAAGGAGAAAGUGAAAAGCUCGAAGAAUGUUAAUGGAGUUAUGAGGAACAAAGGUUUGUUUGGUGGGAGAAAGUUUAGGAAGAAUGAUAGCUCAACCGAAGAAGAUUCCGAGGAGGAAAACGAUGGAAAGAUGAAAGGUUGGAUGGAUUUGAGGAAAACGGGAAGCAGCGCAUCGUUAGGUAACCACGAUAUCAAACUGACGAAAAGAGUUAACCAUAGUGUCACUGAUGAAGAGCUUUAUCCUCCUUUGGAUAUCAAUGUUGUUAGAGAAGAUCUCAGGAAAAGGAAAUCAAUGGAAAAUGUAAUGGACGAGAAUCUAGAGCCUCGUGACUCGAUUUACAGUAGAAAAAGAUUUGAUGAGUCUAGUAUAUCUCCUUUGACUAUAAAGGCGCUUUCUGCGUCUGGCAUUGUUAAGAUGACUAGAGUACAAGAUGCCACUCUCUCUGAGUGCCUCGACGGUAAAGAUGCGUUAGUCAAAGCCAAAACCGGGACGGGAAAAAGCAUGGCCUUUUUGCUUCCUGCAAUUGAAACAGUUCUGAAAGCUACGAACAGCAGUAAUAGUGUUCACAGAGUUCCUCCCGUAUUCGCUCUUAUCCUCUGUCCCACAAGAGAACUUGCAAGCCAGAUCGCUGCAGAAGGCAAGGCUUUGCUCAAAUACCAUGAAGGAAUCGGUGUUCAGACUCUGAUUGGAGGUACCCGCUUCAAACUUGAUCAAGAACGCCUACAAUCCGAGCCAUGCCAGAUACUAAUUGCAACUCCGGGAAGACUCUUGGAUCAUAUAGAGAAUAAGUCUGGCUUAACGCCGCGUUUGAUGGCUCUUAAAUUGUUUAUAGUCGACGAGGCUGAUCUCUUACUAGACUUAGGAUUCAGGAGAGAUGUUGAAAAAAUCAUAGAUUCUUUGCCUCGUCAAAGACAAUCUCUUCUCUUUUCCGCAACCAUCCCAAAAGAGGUCCGUCGAGUAUCACAGCUUGUUUUGAAAAGAGAUCACUCUUAUAUCGACACAAUUGGUCUUGGUUGUGUAGAGACCCAUGAUAAAGUGAAGCAAUCUUGUAUUGUUGCUCCACACGAAUCUCAUUUCCACUUAGUACCUCAUCUUUUGAAAGAACACAUCAGCACCACACCCGAUUAUAAGAUAAUAGUCUUCUGUUCGACCGGUAUGGUAACAUCACUGAUGUAUACUCUGCUCCGGGAAAUGAAAUUGAACGUCAGGGAGAUUCACGCUAGAAAACCUCAGCUACAUAGAACACGUGUAUCAGACGAGUUUAAAGAAUCGAAAAGACUGAUUCUUGUCACCUCUGAUGUAUCUGCUCGUGGAAUGAACUAUCCAGAUGUUACUUUGGUUAUUCAGGUCGGUAUACCGAGUGAUAGAGAACAGUAUAUACAUCGGCUUGGUAGAACCGGGAGAGAAGGCAAAUCAGGCGAAGGAUUGCUUUUGAUUGCGCCAUGGGAGAGAUAUUUUCUUGAUGAGCUUAAAGAUUUGCCUCUUGAACCAAUUCCAGUUCCGGAUCUUGAUUCAAGAGUUAAACUUGAGGUUGAUCAGUCAAUGGCUAAGAUUGAUACAAGUAUUAAAGAAGCAGCGUACCAUGCUUGGCUCGGUUAUUACAACUCGGUUCGAGAAACUGGUAGAGAUAAAACCACGUUGGCUGAGUUAGCUAACCGGUUUUGUUAUUCUAUUGGUUUAGAGAAACCUCCUCCUUUGUUCCGCCGAACCGCGGUUAAGAUGGGUCUCAAAGGUAUUGUUGGUAUUCCAAUCCGAAAGUAA
Molecule: messenger RNA, 2409 nt
Organism: Arabis nemorensis
Lineage: Eukaryota; Viridiplantae; Streptophyta; Magnoliopsida; Brassicales; Brassicaceae
Source: the annotation of a GenBank genome assembly